CUGCAGGUCGCCGGAGAGCAGUGCAGCGCCGCCCGACCCUCGCUAGUGUUAUUGAGGAGGUUUAAGCAGGCCCUGGGAGAGGCCGUGCCCGUACCAGCUUAGUCUGCCAGUGUAUGGCAGUUGGUCCUGACGGUUUGACAGACUACGAAAGGAAGAUGAAUUCCCAGCAGAAGUGCAACAACUUCAUGCGCCAGUUCCGUGACGAUGAGUCGCGGGAACUGAAGAAGCUCACCGCCAACCAGUUCAUGGAGGUGUGGAGCCACUACGAUGCUGACGGCAACGGCUACAUCGAGGGCUCCGAGUUGGACGGGUUCCUCAAGGAGUUCGUUUCUUCUGUGAAUACUAACGACUCCGGAUCAGAGUCUGUGUCGGAUACCAUGCUGGCGGAGCUCAAGGAGUGCUUCAUGGAGGCGUACGAUGACAACCAGGACGGCAAGAUUGAGAUACGAGAGCUAGCGCAACUGCUACCCAUGGAGGAGAACUUCUUGCUACUCUUCCGUUUUGACAACCCCCUGGACUCUUCCGUUGAAUUCAUGAAGAUCUGGAAACAAUAUGAUGCUGACCAUAAUGGUUUUAUUGACAUUAACGAGCUGAAGAACUUCCUGCGAGACCUGCUCAAGGAAGCCAAGAAGGACCAGGAUGUUUCUGAGGACAAACUCAUCGAGUACACCGACACCAUGCUCCAAGUCUUCGACCAGAACAAAGAUGGAAAACUCCAGCUCUCUGAAAUGGCCAAAUUGUUGCCAGUCAAAGAAAAUUUCCUGUGCCGUUCGGUAUUUAAGGUGAGCCAGGGCGCCUCCAAACUCACCAAGGAGGACAUCGAGAGAGUCUUCGCCCUCUACGACAGGGAUAACAACGGUACCAUCGAGAACGAGGAACUGAAUGGCUUCCUGAAGGACCUGUUGGAGCUGGUGAAGAAGGUAGGAUACACAGACUACGACGCGCUGGACCUACAGGAGUUCCAGGACGCCAUCAUGCGAGGCUGUGACUUCAACAAGGACGGCAAGAUCAACAAGAAGGAGCUGACCAUGAUCCUGCUGGCGCUGGCACGACACGGCACCGAAGAGGAGGCGCAACCUGGUGCAGGUGGCGUGGUAGGCGCCAACCCACUGGCUGAGAUCGCUUCCAUCGGCAUGAAGGCCCUCAAGUUGCAGAAACUCCGUGUCCGCCACUUCGUGAACCGCACCCUCGGCGCCAACAGCACCACCACCAGUUAGUUCCAUGAGGGGCCGCGCUAAGCCACCGAAGGAGAAGAAGGAGAAGAAGAUGAAAGAUUUGCUGUGGGAGUCUUUUAGGUGGAGGUAGUGUUGGAGGAGGAGGCAGCAUUGAUUGGCUAAGUUUGGUAUUCUCGCCAGGUCAGGAUUGGUGGUUUUCUUUUGUCUUUGUGUUUUUGCGAUGGCAGGAGCGAGUGUCCCCUGAAGGGCUGCGGCACCACUAGGGGAGUGUUUUGCUUACCGCGCAGCGUCUCGUUGUCGUGUGCAUGAGAGGUUUCGAGAUUCUACUAAUGGUCGUCCGCUAGUUUGUAAGGUGUGCAGGAAGGUAAGAGACGAGUGCUCGAGAAGGAAUCAGUAGGUAGACGAUGGCCGAGAUGGAGGAAAGUGCAAGUCCCGUAAUGAUAGCUUCUUUUCCCCCUUCUACUCCUGGACUGUUUUAGCCUUAGUUUGUUUGUGUUGCUGCGGCGGCUGGGCUGGGCGCGGCCAGCCCGGUCUGGCGCCUGGUUUUGUAUCUUAAACGUGUCGGGUUGUGAGCAUAAUGAUGGCCACCUCUUGAGCUCGGAGACGUCUAGCUGUGCACGCUUCCCCAUGAUUGAGGGAGGUGUCUUGCCCGCUGAGACUAUCCACUCUACCUUUCCCUCUUCCUCUCCAUGUUUGGACCACCAAGGUUUCUCUCCAGUGAAAGAUGAUUGUAUAUUGUCAGCGACGAUUUGUAUUUAAUUUCUUGUAAUUUUGGUUUUCUUGUGGAUGCUUGCCGCCUCAGGGUGAGGCGGGACCACUGCUGCUGCCUCUGCCGCCGGGUCGCGCUUGGUUCACGAGAAUACACUGGACCCUUUGCCUUAGUGCUGUCAAGACCCGAAUGCUUUCCCUGUAAGGUUCUCUGCCACCCAUUACCGGUGUAACGUUUCACACGAGCAGCAUCUGAGGCAAUAGAUCUCGCUGAACCAACCCCAGCGUGCCAUCUCCCAAGCGACACCCCUCGCUUGCCUGCUGGCCGCCGCGACCCGGGGCUGCCUGCCGCUGGUCCCCGGAACCUCUGAACGAGCAAGUCUUUUGCGAUUUCGUUAAAAGUCAGAUCCGCACUCAUGUAUUUACUGCUUGUAAGAAUGUGUGGUACAAAUCUCCAGCACUUCAUAGCAGUUUGUUUAUCACUAAGUUUUCAAGACCUUCAGUCAGGAUCUCAUGAAAAAAUCAAAAUAAACUGGGAUGUGCAGCUUGGAAAGAGUCAAAACAGUAAAUGAACACAGAUGUUUUUGUUUGGUGUAGAUGAAUCCUGAAGCUUGUUGUGAGCCAUCUGUUUGUUCUGCACAUCCCCAGUCAAGACACGAGGCAUCCCAGGGAAGCCAGGCCGCACCCUUACCUUCAGACUUCUGCAAAAACAGUUUUGCACAAUCUUUUUACUCUACACAUCUUUCCAACUUUUGAAAUGGUCCUCUAUGCUCCAUAUCCUUUUGAAAAUAUCUUUAUACAGUAUAUGUUAAAGUGUAACACUAAAUGCUUAUUUUCUGAAAGUCCAUCAGCAGUGAAAGUGGUAAUAGCUGUUGUUAAUCUUGCUGGAAGGUGUAACACUCUCGGAAACACUGUUUUGAGGUGCAGCGCCAGGCGGGAGGAGCGCGACGCCCCGAGGCGCCAAGGCGUGUUUGAGUCUCGCCGCCGUUUAGUUAGUCGGCAAAAUCUGGAGGAGUGAGUGGCUGUGGUCCACCUCCCCGCCCGCGUCGCGCUGCUCCAUGCCUCCCUCCGCGGUGUGUUUCCCCUUCCAGGUCAUAUAUAUAUACAUAGGUGUUAAACCGUUAUAUUAAAGUCUCUUAGACAUAAUUCAAUACAAGGAAGUUAAUAUGAAUUACAUAUACUUAAAGCCUCUUGAGCCAUACUGAUAACGUGUCACCGCCGGGCAGCGUGCGGGCGGCCGCCCAUCGCCCCGGCGCGGCGCCGCCCACGCGGGCCGGUGGUUCCUCUGUGCAUGAAGUACUUGAUGAUGUCCAAGUAAUCGAGACGAAAAAAAAAUAUAUAUAUAGUGUUCCUUUCAGCCAUUGGUGAUACAAGGCUACACUUUCUUGUUACUUAUGUCUGUGUUGUUCUCAAACGUGGUGUGAAUAAAGAAAUAAAAAUAUAAAAAUAGUCUCGCGCUGACGCGGCGGUGCCAGAGGCGGGAGCGUGAAGUGUUGUCCUGCCCAGCCUGAUGUGUUUGGCCUGAGAUGAUUAAGGAAAACUUGACGGUUACGUAAAAGACAUUCCCUUGUAAUGUCAUCCUCUUACUAAGAAUCACAACUGCCGUUCCACUCUGGCACCACCAGCAAGAUCUGGCAACACUGAAAACCUUUGUGCGUUCCUGAGCUAAAUCUCGAGUCAACAAGUGAGCGUCCUGGCCAGCCGCCUCCUGAGGCCUCCAGCACAAACUGAACAAUGGUUGUCGGGUCUUUGACUUGUAUUGGUUUCACUUCAUUUAAUGUAAUACCAGUUUUCAAUAACGAAUAAAAAAUCUUCUGUUAA
Molecule: messenger RNA, 3704 nt
Organism: Scylla paramamosain (green mud crab)
Lineage: Eukaryota; Metazoa; Arthropoda; Malacostraca; Decapoda; Portunidae
Gene: Cbp53E
Product: calbindin-32-like
Exons: 13
Coding region: 114-1217 (367 amino acids)
Biological process (GO): regulation of presynaptic cytosolic calcium ion concentration; regulation of long-term synaptic potentiation
Cellular component (GO): cytosol; synapse; dendrite
Molecular function (GO): calcium ion binding
Source: RefSeq, a predicted model, not a curated record